Molecule: messenger RNA, 960 nt
Organism: Anthostomella pinea
Lineage: Eukaryota; Fungi; Ascomycota; Sordariomycetes; Xylariales; Xylariaceae
Source: the annotation of a GenBank genome assembly
AUGCAAGUCAGCCCAGAGGCAAGCAAGGCAGCUCUCGCCUCUCGCCAGAUGCUUAGAAUUAAGCCGUCGAACUGGGUAGCUGAAGCUCCCGAGGGCGUUUGCUACGGUACCAGCAGCAAACCCCGACGGGGAAGAAAGCGUCUGACAAUCGUCUACUCUUUUCUCUUUGUCAACUGGGAAAAGGACCUGUUCUGUUUCAAUGCAGAUCCUCUCGGAGACCCGCUCAGUUCGAUGCCAUCCUUCCGCAAGAACGUCCAGAAUGUGGCUAUCAGUGCCGCGUUGUAUGAGCCUACCUAUAUCCACGAAUCAAGAGGCAGCCCCGGUAAAAAGGGUAGCCAUGAGCUGCGAAUAUUUUCAAAGAUCAACGAGAACCUCUCGGAUCCGUUCAGUGCCAUUUUGCCCUGGCCCUGUAUGACCCGACUCAACAAGGUUAUCUUGGUCAUCCCGGGCUCCAAGGUCGCUGACGCAUUCAAUGGGCCUAUCGAUAUCUCUCUCGCCAGCGCCGGGGGCGACAUGGCCUCGGCCGAAUCGAGCUCCAUCAUCAGCGACGACAUGGACUUGGACGACAGCUCCACUGACUCGCCCGAACUGAACCCCAUUGACGAUGACGUUAUGGUGGACUGGGAGGACAUGGACUCGCCCGACCCGAGCCUCAUUGACAGAGACGAUUUUGGGUUUCACCCAAUCACAUCAGACAUGGAGCAUCUCGGAAAGAUCACCAAGGUGGUUGCACAGACGGACGGCAGCGCGGUUCCCUUCCAAUCGUGGGUCAAUGAGCUCAAGCUGGAAGCGCAGAAGAGGAUAUUCGGCAAGAGCUCUGACAAGGGCCACGUCGAGGUCGUCUUGGAUUAUCUGGACGACGUGGGCGUCCCGAACGAGUAUAUCGGUUACUGCAGACGACACAAAGACACCUAUUAUCGACUUCCGCUCGCCGGACUUGUUUCUAAAGCAGUGUGCUAG